Molecule: messenger RNA, 1714 nt
Organism: Talaromyces proteolyticus
Lineage: Eukaryota; Fungi; Ascomycota; Eurotiomycetes; Eurotiales; Trichocomaceae
Product: putative proteasome regulatory particle subunit
Exons: 3
Coding region: 112-1593 (493 amino acids)
Biological process (GO): proteasome-mediated ubiquitin-dependent protein catabolic process
Cellular component (GO): proteasome regulatory particle
Source: RefSeq, a predicted model, not a curated record
CUAGCUGUCCAACUUCCAUCGCAACCUUUCUACCUUUCUAUCCUGAUUUACUCCAGGAAGAUAGUCGGAUUAUUCAAUCCUUGACCUGCUAUCAUCUAUCACAUCGCCAUCAUGGCCGACCCCCAGUUCGCCAAGUACCCCGACCUGUCCCUCGCACAGGACAUCUUCAAUCUCUCCAACCCAUCAUGCACCUCCACCGUCCGACAAACGUCUCUCAAGAAACUGCAAAAUGCAAUCACAGAACACAAGAUGGCCCCGCUCUACCGGCAUCUCGCACACCCCACCGAAGGAGUUUUGAAUGCCCUGGGCGAGGGCGUCCCACAACAACCGCCGACCAACGGAGCUGCAGCCCCCGGGCGUCCCGUCAUCACGUCGAACUUGCUCAGCGGGCGAAAAAUACCUCAGAGAGUGGAUCUUCCAUGGGAUGAGAAGCUUUACGAUACAUUAAAGGAGGAAAAUAAGAAAGAGCUCGAGUCGUUCCAGAAGGAAGAGGAGGAGGCCGCAGAAGCGGCUGGCGACACCGAGGUAUUGGCUGCUCAAGGGAAGCGUGCAGAGUUUUGGGCUCGUGUUGGAGACAAGGAUAAAGCGAUCCAAACCUACGAAGCUGUCUUGGAGAAGACCAGUAUUUUGGGCACGAAAAUCGACUUGGUUUUGGCGAUGGUCCGUGUUGGUCUGUUUUUUGGGGACAAAUUCUUCGUCAAGCAAACCGUGGAACGCGCGAAUGCCCUGGUCGAGAGCGGCGGCGAUUGGGACCGCAGGAAUCGCCUCAAGGCCUACAAGGGUCUCCAUCUCCUUACCAUCCGUUCCUACAACCUAGCUGCGCCUCUUUUGCUGGACAGCUUGUCUACUUUUACAAGCUACGAGCUAUGCAGCUACUCUUCUCUCGUUGUUUACGCGGUUCUUGCGGGCUCUCUCUCCCUGAAGCGAGUCGAUUUCAAGGCCAAGGUCGUCGAUGCGCCGGAAAUCAGGGCUAUUCUGGGAGACGGCGAAGAUAGGCUGUCGGCGCUUACCGGGGCUGUGUCUUCUGGGCCUGGCGCAGGAGAUGAAGAGAUGCAGGAUGUUUCCAGUGCGACUCCGGGAACAGCAUCUGCUGUCGUGAACUUGACUACUUUGGGCGCUGGGUCCGGCGCUCAGGCAGAGUCGGAGAGGCCGGUUGAUUUCUCCUCGCUAGCCAACCUUGUCAGCAGUCUGUACGGUGGAAAUUACCGGUCAUUUUUCGUUGCCCUUGCAGCUGUGGAAGACAAUUUCUUGAGCCAGGACCGUUAUCUCUACGAGCAUCGUGCCUGGUUUGUCCGUGAGAUGCGUCUGCGGGGUUACCAACAGCUGCUCCAGAGCUACCGGGUUGUCGGGUUGAGCAGCAUGGCGAACGACUUUGGCGUGACCGUGGAUUUCCUAGACAGGGACCUUUCCAAGUUCAUUGCUGCCGAGCGGAUAACGUGCACUAUCGACCGUGUAAAUGGAGUCAUUGAGACGAAUCGGCCCGACGAUAAGAACAAGCAGUACUCUGAUCUGGUCAAGCAGGGCGAUUUCCUGAUCACCAAGCUGCAGAAGUAUGGGCAGACCGUGAGACUGCGGGGAAGCGAGCGAAGUUAGAGCUGUAUAUUAGUCGUGUCUUGCAUUGCAUGAUGUAUUCAUGUACUCACUAAAUAACAUUCAUCAACCAAGCUCGUAGUAAUGAAUUCCAAUAACAACAAUAAAGAAUAAGCAUUAAGAA